AUGGCGCCGGGCGCACGCUCAGAGGAAGCAUGGCUGUGGCAUACAACAGUCUGUGAGGCGAUACAGGAGGUACCUUAUGGGAAGGUGACAAGUUAUGCGCACAUUGCAAGGCUGGUUGGGAAGCCUCAGUGUCCGAGACAGGUGGGAGUCUGUCUCAAGCAUUUGCCGCCGCCAUCGACGGAUUCGAGCAGGAAGAGCCCAGCCUUUCACAGCGAUAACGUGCCCUGGCAGCGCGUGAUUAACUCUAAAGGCGGCAUCAGCCCAAGAGGGCCAGGCGCAGCAAGCCGGCAGGCUGGUGCUCUGAGGAAAGAAGGGGUGGAGGUAAGCGAAGACAGUAUGGGCCUAUACACGGUUGACUUCAAAACAUAUGGUUGGUUCCCCAACGAGCUCCCAAGCGAAGCGGGCUUGGUAGAGGGUAGUGACGAGGAGGAUGAGGACGCAGCAGCAUACCAUACCUGA
Molecule: messenger RNA, 459 nt
Organism: Ascochyta rabiei
Lineage: Eukaryota; Fungi; Ascomycota; Dothideomycetes; Pleosporales; Didymellaceae
Product: Alkyltransferase-like protein 1
Exons: 4
Coding region: 1-459 (152 amino acids)
Biological process (GO): DNA repair
Molecular function (GO): catalytic activity
Source: RefSeq, a predicted model, not a curated record